UCUAAAAAGAAUCAAUAAGUUGAGUCUGACAGGAACAAAAAUGAAAAUACUACAUUCCCAAAUUCCCCUAGACAACACUUUUUUUCCAUUCAAUUCUUGUUUUAUCAUGAUUCUUAUUUUCUUUAUAUAAUUCUAGUGUUCAUAGUUUUUUCAUAUCAAAGAUUGUUAUUGGAUUUUCCAUUAGAACUAUACGUUAGACGAUAUUCUGGACUUAAUGGAACCAUCAAAACAUCGAAUCGAGGUGAUCUUAAUAUAUUCUUGAUCGAACUCUUUAACUUAGAAAUCUCCAAAUUUCCAAACGAACCAAACCUUUCACAUGGCCAAGUGUUGUAGUUUCACUGCAUCAAGAAACUGGUUGUUCAAAUACUCUUUUGCAAAUUCAGGCUUAAAAUCUUCCACCAAAGAUUUAGGUGAUGGUACUAUUAUGCAUUGUUGGAUACCAAAAACUCACAAAGAAAAGAAUCCAACUUUGCUACUUAUUCAUGGAAUUGGAGCAAAUGCAAUGUGGCAAUGGAAUGAAUUCAUCACAGCCUUAUCAUCAGGAUUCAAUCUUUAUGUACCUGACUUGUUGUUUUUUGGUGAAUCUUAUACUUCAAGGUGUGAAAGAACUGAAUCUUUUCAGGCUCAGUGUAUUAUGAGGACUAUGGAGGCUUAUGGGGUUAAGAAAAUGAUUGUUGUGGGGUUGAGUUAUGGUGGUUUUGUGGGGUAUAGUAUGGCUGCUCAGUAUCCUGAGGCAGUGGAGAAACUGGUUCUUGGGUGUUCUGGUGUUUGUCUUGAGGAAAAAGAUAUGGAGAAUGGGAUGUUUCAAGUGAAGAGUGUCGAAGAGGCUGUUUCAAUUUUGUUGCCACAAACUCCUGAGAAAUUGAGGCAAUUGUUGAGAUUGUCUUUUUACAAGCCUGCCAAGAAUGUUCCUUCUUGCUUCCUCAAUGAUUUUAUUGAUGUUAUGUGCACAGUUAAUCAUCAAGAAAGAAAGGAGUUGAUCGAAGCAUUACACAACAACAGAAAGUUCGCUGAUCUUCCUAAGAUUACUCAGCCCACGUUGAUAAUAUGGGGAGAAUAUGAUCAGAUAUUCCCACUGGAGUUGGGUCACAGAUUAAAAAGGCAUUUAGGCGAGAACGCACAGCUAGUAAUAAUAAAGGGUGCAGGACAUGCGAUUAACAUGGAGAAACCGAAGGAGCUUUACAAACACUUGAAGUCGUUCCUUCUUGAUUCUCACCCUCAUACCAAGGAAAACAGUAAUGGCAAUACCGACAAGCUAGACUAAGACAAGUGAAGAUCGACAGUACUCUGGAGGAAUUUUUUCGGGUAAUUUGGCUGAAUCUCUUGGCUAAUAUCUUCGUUGCAUUAUUUGUCAAUUGAUUCUGGCAAUCUCCUCAGGCCUAUUCAUGAACACCUGCACAGAGUAUUUGUUCUUUGAAGGUACUUCCCUGAACUGAACAAUACGAUCCUGGAUAUUCUUCCUACCAUCACUAAGUUAUUUACGCUCAAAAUAUUAAGUUGCAAGGUCCUCUUAUCGAGUCAAUUCUAAACCUUAUGAACCUAACGCAACUUGAUCUUUUAUAUCAUACUACUUCAUUGACGAAUAAGAACUAGGUAUACUAAGUAGAGGACUCUGCAAUUGGUUAAAACUCGGUCUAGAUAACUUAGUGAUGGGAGGGCGAAUAUCCAGGAUGGUAUUGUUCCGUUCAGGGAGUUACCUUUAAUGAAGGAAUACUCUAUGUGGGUGAAAUUCGAAAGAGAUUCAAGAAUAGGCCCUGAGAGGUUGCAAGAAUCAAGUGAGAAAUGAUGCAAUGAAGUUAUAUAGCCAAGAGAUUGAGGCAAAUUACCAGAAAAAAAUGAUUCUAGAGUAUUUACUUAUUUCAUUCUAGACCUACUUAGUUUAUUUUUGUUGAGUGAGAUAUCUACCAUUGGUGAAGCCAUUAUGGAAAAGUUGAAAGUGAUACAAAAGACAAUUAUAAUCAAACAAUUUAUGGGUGUUUCACUUUCACCA
Molecule: messenger RNA, 1990 nt
Organism: Capsicum annuum
Lineage: Eukaryota; Viridiplantae; Streptophyta; Magnoliopsida; Solanales; Solanaceae
Product: 2-hydroxy-6-oxononadienedioate/2-hydroxy-6-oxononatrienedioate hydrolase
Exons: 5
Coding region: 317-1264 (315 amino acids)
Molecular function (GO): catalytic activity
Source: RefSeq, a predicted model, not a curated record